Molecule: messenger RNA, 887 nt
Organism: Drosophila arizonae
Lineage: Eukaryota; Metazoa; Arthropoda; Insecta; Diptera; Drosophilidae
Gene: Karl
Product: lipocalin/cytosolic fatty acid-binding protein Karl
Biological process (GO): response to reactive oxygen species; lipid metabolic process
Cellular component (GO): cytoplasm
Source: RefSeq, a predicted model, not a curated record
GGCAGCGCACGUCUCUAAGUAAACGGAUAAAAACCAAACAACAAUAAGAAGAAGAGGAAGAGCAACAACAGUCAUAAUAGAGAGCAACACAAAUUAUCCUUAUCCGCACAAUAUUAUCUAUCAGCAUGCUGCUCUGGCAUCGGGUGGCUCAAGUGCUGCCAUUGCUGCUGCUUCAGCUACUCCUCGAUCUAACGGAACUGCCCAGUGCAGCGGCCUGGCUGAAGUUUAACAGCUACACGGCGCUCAGCAAGAAGCGCACGGAUCUGCGCAAAAAAUGCCCAAACGUGCGCGCCAUACGCAACUUUGAUCUGGAGCUAAUGAUGGGCAAUUGGCAUGUGGUUCAAUAUUACGCAUCCACCGAGGAGCUGCCCGAGUAUGCGUGUAUGCGCAGUAAUUUCGCCUUCUCCAGUGAGGAUCAGCACAUAACCAUGAAUUUUAGCUACAUCUAUGCGGAGGAUCCGCUGCGCGAGAAACUACAGGGCAACAUCACAUGGCUAAUACCGGACUUUGGCACGCCCGGUCACUGGAUGCACACUGAGGAUAUAUAUGAGGGCAUCUAUAAUACCUAUGUACUGGACACGGACUAUAAAAAUUGGGGCCUGAUUAUGCACUGUGCCGAGAAGAAAAAGCAUCCACGCUAUUUAUCCGCAUUGUUGUUGUCGCGACAACCAACACUGGGCGAUAAUGUGAUAACAUUUUUGCGAGAGAAAUUGCCAAGAUACGAUAUUGACUUAUCUUUCAUGUUUGCCAUCAACCAAACAUCGUGCGAGCAUUUGAUGGAGUCUAGCAAAGAUGAUCCAUUGGCUUAUAUAGUAAAUGGUCAGCAGAGUGUUGCCAAUAACAUUAAGCUCAUUAAUAAACCAUGAAAUUAAAAUUUUUAAUCAAUA